AUGUAUGCAGGAAAUUAUUUUGCACUUUUUUUACUUCUCAUUCUAUGUUCUCCAGAGAUUACUGUAUCCAAGAUAGACUCUGCAAAGGCUCAAGAUAUCAGUAAUCUUGCUGCUUCAGUUGAUUAUUUUACAAACAGUCUUUAUCAAGCUGUGGCUACAGGAACCAACGAAAAUGUCUUCAUGUCACUAUUCAGUGUUGCUACUGUUUUAUCGAUGGUUUAUUUGGGAGCAAGACAAAACUCUGCCAAACAGUUUGAAAAUGUUUUGAAGAUAACUUCUAAUCCAGAUUCUGUAGCUUUGGCUUUCAAAGAAUAUUUUUCACUUUUGAAAACGUCAGAUAAACUUAUCACAUUCUAUUCAGUAAAUCGUUUGUAUGCUAAUGAAAAAUUCCCUAUUUCAGAAGACUACAAGAACAACAUGGUAAAAUAUUUCUUUUCAGAUGUUGAAAAUGUAGACUUUAUAACAAAUGCUGAAAAAACAAGAAUAACUAUUAAUGAUUGGGUUAAGAAUAACACAAAUAACAAAAUUACUGAUCUGUUACCAAGUGGAAGUUUGACACCUCAGUCGGUUCUAGUUCUUAUUAAUGCUGUGUACUUUAAAGGAAUGUGGGCUGAAAAAUUCCCAGAACAAGCAACAUCAUCUAGAAAGUUUUAUUUAAGUUCUGGGAAGACUAUAUCUCAUGAUUUUAUGUAUAUAUCUGAAGAUUUUAAUACAAAAAUAAGUGACAACUAUAAAGUUGUCGAGUUGCCUUAUAUAGGAAAAGCUUUUAAUUAUCACAAUCUACACACUUUGGAAUUUCAGUAA
Molecule: messenger RNA, 804 nt
Organism: Octopus bimaculoides (California two-spot octopus)
Lineage: Eukaryota; Metazoa; Mollusca; Cephalopoda; Octopoda; Octopodidae
Product: serpin B11
Molecular function (GO): serine-type endopeptidase inhibitor activity
Source: RefSeq, a predicted model, not a curated record